Molecule: messenger RNA, 720 nt
Organism: Topomyia yanbarensis
Lineage: Eukaryota; Metazoa; Arthropoda; Insecta; Diptera; Culicidae
Product: histone H1.03-like
Exons: 1
Coding region: 1-720 (239 amino acids)
Source: RefSeq, a predicted model, not a curated record
AUGAGAAAGCUAAAGAAGCUAAAGAAGCUAAAGAAGCUAAAGAAGCUAAAGAAGCUAAAAAAGCUAAAGCUGCUAAAGCUGCUAAAGAAGCUAAAGCUGCUAAAGAAGCUAAAGAAGCUAAAGAAGCUAAAGAAGCUAAAGAAGCUAAAGAAGCUAAAGAAGCUAAAGAAGCUAAAGAAGCUAAAGAAGCUAAAGAAGCCAAAGAAGCUAAAGAAGCCAAAGAAGCUAAAGAAGCCAAAGAAGCCAAAGAAGCUAAAGAAGCUAAAGAAGCUAAAGAUGCUAAAGAUGCUAAAGAUGCUAAAGAUGCUAAAGAAGCUAAAGAAGCUAGAGAAGCUAAAGAAGGUAAUGAAGCUGAAGAAGCUAAAGAAGCUAAAGAAGCUAAAGAAGCUAAAGAAGCUAAAGCUGCUAAAGUUGCUAAAGAAGCUAAAGAAGCUAAAGAAGCUAAAGAAGCUAAAGAAGCUAAAGAAGCUAAAGAAGCUAAAGAAGCUAAAGAAGCCAAAGAAGCUAAAGAAGCUAAAGGAGCUAAAGAAGCUAAAGAAGCUAAAGAAGCUAAAGAAGCCAAAGAAGCUAAAGAAGCUAAUGAAACUAAAGAAGCUAAAGGAGCUAAAGAAACUAAAGAAGCUACAGAAGCUAAGGAAACUAAAGAAGCUAAAGAAACUAAAGAAGGUAAAAAAGAUAAGAAAGGUACAGGAGGUAAAUAAGGUAAAAGGUAAACAGUAA